AUGAACGCGUUCGUGGCGCUUUUGGCUUUGCCUGGUUACUACGUGGCCAUCUACUUCAUCAACAGUCUGGGCCGCAAGAAGAUGGCGCUGCAGGGUUUCUUCUUCAUGGGCGUCCUCUGUUUGAUCCUGGCCAUCUUCUGGGACGACCUGCAGGACCAGACUGUGCUCUUCAUCGUGCUGUACGGCCUGACGCUAUUCUUCGCCAACUUCGGCCCCAACACGGCGACGUUCGUGCUGCCGACGGAGAUGUACCCGACUCCGAUCCGUUCGACGUGCCACGGCAUCUCGGCCGCUUGUGGCAAGGCUGGUGCGGCCAUCGGUUCGUUCGGCUUCUCCAUCUGGGUGUCGAACGAGAGCUUCGGGUAUGAUGGUGCCUUCUACACGUUCUGCGCCAUCGCCUUCGUGUCGAUCCCGUUGACGUGGUUCUGCGUGUUCGACAACGAUGUGCCGAUCGAGGAGAUGGACGCCGAGUUCUACCGCAAGCUGCACGGCGAGGACGUGUUCACGCGCGAUUUCUUUGCCGUGAUGGGCGCUGAUUCGGAGAAGGGGGUGAGCUACAAGGUCAACUGGACGCCGAAUGCUUAA
Molecule: messenger RNA, 585 nt
Organism: Phytophthora sojae
Lineage: Eukaryota; Oomycota; Peronosporomycetes; Peronosporales; Peronosporaceae
Exons: 1
Coding region: 1-585 (194 amino acids)
Biological process (GO): transmembrane transport
Cellular component (GO): membrane
Molecular function (GO): transmembrane transporter activity
Source: RefSeq, a predicted model, not a curated record